ACAAUCGAAACAUCGAACAAACGAACAAGGGGCGUGACAGUUGCUAAGGAACGCCAAAGUCAUCGUUCGACAACACAACUGACGAGUGUUAAUCGUAAACACAUGAAACUACGUCCCCGCUGUGUCAAGACACUGAAAAAUAAGGUUGUUCAACCGUUGCUAGGCGGCGUACUCCACGAUGGCGAUCCUGCAGAAUAGCUGUUGUGGCUGUUGUACCGUCCGGACGGGGUCCAUCGUGGUCGCCAAUAUCUGGAUGAUCAUGCAGUUUGCUGGCAUUGGCACUGCUAUCAAAGACAUCAUUGACGCCGGUGGGGCAGCGAGCACCACUGAUAUUGUUAACCUUGCCAUCUACUCCGUGGGAAUCAUCAUCGACACGUUGCUGAUCUAUGGCGUGGUCAAGAAACUGAAGGAGCUGGUGCUGUCCUGGGUGAUUUUCUCCGUUGCCUGUACGGCCGCAGCCCUCGGUGUGAAUCUAUAUGUCACUAUUGUCAUCCUCCAAGUCCUGCAAGUCACGGGAGACGACGACGCCGGAAGCGCCCUAGUCCAGGCGAUAUUGGUGCCCUAUCUUGCCGGCGUUUGGGUCGUCUGGGGUAUCGUCUUCAUCAUAACGGUGUACGGGUGUCUGGUGGUGUACUCUCACUACCAGAACCUGCGUGACGGUGUGGAGGAGGGGGGACAGCAGGUGAUGGUUAUGACCGUACAGGCCCCGCCGCCCGGCCCGGUACCAGGCGCUGCGGUGCAGUCUUUUUGAACCCCGUUCCCAUGGCAACAGCGAGACGAGUAUUUACGGCGUAAUACGAGAUACCAAAUAGCCCAACAUGUACUACUGAAACAUAUCUCAACAAGAUACUGAACAGUCAGUUUUAAAAUAUUCUCGCUACAAUUAUUUGGAAAGUAACUGAUAACAUUUCUUGCCCUCCUGUCUUGACUUUGUCUCGCAUGGUUGAAUUGGUAACGGAAUAAAGGAAUACAUGAG
Molecule: messenger RNA, 976 nt
Organism: Branchiostoma floridae (Florida lancelet)
Lineage: Eukaryota; Metazoa; Chordata; Leptocardii; Amphioxiformes; Branchiostomatidae
Exons: 8
Coding region: 179-751 (190 amino acids)
Source: RefSeq, a predicted model, not a curated record